AUGGUGCAAACGAUUUUCGAAACCUGGCUGCAAGAACAUGAUGCGAGAUUUACCCGUGAGGGCAUGAAAGUCGUCUUUAUUGUAGACAACUGCCCCACCCAUGGUGAAGUGGAUGGGCUUGAGUCCAUCUGCCUCGGGUUCCUGCCACCGAACGCAACUGCAGUAAUCCAGCCAACGGACCACGGUGUUAUUCAGAACCUGAAAAUGUACUACCGCCGCCAUUUAAUCCGCCGAAUGAUUGUUUGUGCAGACAGUAAGAAAAGCUAUAGUGUGAUUUUGCUUUCGGCACUUCACAUGUUGACCUAUGCCUGGGACCAAGUUAAAGUGUCGACCGUGCAAAGAUGCUUUCACCACGCAGGUUUCGCAAGACAAGAAGUCAUUCCCGACAAAGAAGGGGAUACUGCUGAUGCUGACACCCUUUUUGGUCAGCUGGUCUCUUCCACUUCCUUCAGGCAACAUGAUUAUGAAACAUUAGAUGCAAAUGUCGCCACAUGCCGUGAAGAGAGCAUUAAAGAGAUGGUAGCUGAAGUUCAAGGUGAGGAGACCUCGAGCUCCAGUGAAGAGGACGUGGAAUGCAGUGACCCCAGUCCUGCUGCAGUGCCAGACUGCACAGCGAAGGAGGCUGUUGCUCUCUUGCAGCGCUACUUAGGGUCUGAAGGCUGUGCGGAAUUUCUGCGUAACCUCCAAGGCAUGCACACCUACUUCGUCAAAAGACGAUUACAAAAUGCAAAACAAACUACCAUUAAAUCUUUUUUCUAG
Ixodes scapularis (black-legged tick) is the source of this 759-nucleotide messenger RNA. Its product is annotated as tigger transposable element-derived protein 6-like. Gene Ontology annotation, molecular function: nucleic acid binding. Bases 1 to 759 code for a protein of 252 amino acids. NCBI's taxonomy places the organism in Eukaryota, Metazoa, Arthropoda, Arachnida, Ixodida, Ixodidae. The transcript has a single exon. The record is from RefSeq and is a predicted model, not a curated record.